AUGAACUUUAUAGUUGACCUACCUUCAUCUGCAGGUUUUGAUUCUAUCCUAGUGGUGGUGGACAGAUUAACAAAAAUGGCCCACUUCAUCACUUGCAACAAAAGUAUCAAUGCGAAACAAACAGCUCUACUUGUUUUACAGGAAAUAGUCCGUUUAAAUGGUAUUCCAGAAGAGAUAGUGUCUGACAAAGGACCUCAAUUUACUUCUUAUUUCUGGAAACACCUUUUUAAGCUUUUGGGAAAAAAAAUCAAGCUGUCAUCUGCCUACCACUCUCAAUUCAAUGGACAGAGUAAGUGGGUUAACCAAGUACUAGAGCAGUAUCUAAAGUGUACUGUAAACUACCAUCAGGGUAAUUGGGCGGACCUCUUGCCUUUGGCAGAGUUUUCUUACAAUAAUUCAACUCAUUCAUCUACUGACACAACUCUGUUUUUUGCCAAUUACGGCUUUUACCCUCAAUUCAAUAUACAAUCACCCAAACACUCUGUAGUGACAUCUGCAGAAAAUCAUGCAAUCCACCUACAACAAAUAAGAGUGGAACUUACAAAGGAAUUAGAGGCAGCACGAGAGCGUUAUAAACAAAAUGCAGACAGAUUAUGA
Dentiscutata erythropus is the source of this 597-nucleotide messenger RNA. The record is from the annotation of a GenBank genome assembly. Lineage: Eukaryota; Fungi; Glomeromycota; Glomeromycetes; Diversisporales; Gigasporaceae.